This is a messenger RNA of Lingula anatina, 1847 nucleotides long. RefSeq lists its product as uncharacterized. NCBI's taxonomy places the organism in Eukaryota, Metazoa, Brachiopoda, Lingulata, Lingulida, Lingulidae. The record is from RefSeq and is a predicted model, not a curated record.
CACAUUUUGGAGUGGCGCCAUGACAGUGAGGGGGGUCGCCUUGGUGUAAGACGGGAAUCAAGAUCAUGCAGAAGUUCACCCCGAUCUUGUUGUUUGGGAUUAUUAUAAUAGGAGGGGUCAAUUUUUCAGUCAGGUUAACCUUAGUUUCAGGUACGGACGCUGAGUUGAUACCAAAAUGCAGCUACCACCACUGGCCUGAUCACGUGAUCGCUACUACUGAGAUCGAGACCCACGACACUACCAUAUUAACGAACAUAAAAACGACUUUUGACUGCCAGGCGGAAUGCAGUAAAAAUCCAAGUUGCAAAGCAUUUUCCCACAUCAGCAGUACCGAUGAAUGCAUAUGGAGGUCAUCACGUGACUACAACAUGAUUGACGUCAAAUUUUCGGGUGAGACGGGGAUGCCUGGAAUACCUGACCCGGGGUCGGGGUUGGCAAGCGGAGUGAAAGAAGACUGUGAUGGGACGUAUGUGGUUAUUGGAGAACUCCAGUUAUCUAACGUGACGACCGUGAGGUGCCCUGAUGGUUAUUUUGCCCUAAGUUGUCAAUGUUUCACAGAGGAUGACAGCGGCGAAUGUUCACCCAGACUACGCUUUAGCUCCAACCACCCGGGGGUUGCAUUUUGCUAUGCGUACUACGCUGGAAAAAAAGUUGGCAAAAUCCCCCCCGGCAAAGCCAAGUCGCAGAAAAAAAUAAAGGCAGUGGUCACGUGUGCAGAAAGGAACCCUGUCACAGAAUACAACUAUACAAAGUUUUCUGACAGGGUAAACAGACAGAACCCUAUCACAGAAUACAGCUAUACAGAAUUUACUGAAAGAGUAAACGGAACGGAUCCAGAGAGCUCACUGAGGCCAUCUAUUGGCUGCCCAGAGCACUUCGUCGCCCCUCGGAUAGUCGGCUGCACGGUCUAUUCUGAAGACAUAGACAAAAAACUUGGCGCUCCCCGACCAUUAAUUGACAACAUAGAUGUCACCUGCACCCCAGAUCGAAACGUCACUGACGACACUGACGUCUUACUCAGCAUCAUUGUGGCGUGCAGUAAUGAGGUCUUUCCGUGGAGCACGUGGUCGCACUGCUCACCAGAGGACAGCACUGCAACGAGAACCCGAGAGUACGCGAAACCGGUUCCCGGAAGCUAUGGCAUGGAAACCCAAUCACGCCCUUGUCAAGCGUGCGACCCAACGGCUGACAUUGUAUUUCUAUUGGACGGCAGUGGGAGUCUGAAACAUAAACAUUUUGACGUUCUGAAUAAUUUCGUCAAACUGGCCGUACAAACGCUACCAUUUGGUGAAGACAAGAUACGAUACGGCCUGAUCCAGUUCUCCUCCAACGCCAAUGUGGAAUUCCAUCUCAACACAACACUUGAUUUCGAAACGCUCAUCCAAAAUAUAGACAAGAUUCCCUACAAGAGAGGACUCACCAAUUCAGAUACUGCGUUGAACUCGCUGCUAAACGAUAUCCUCCAGGAAGAAAACGGCGAUCGACCUGAUGUGCAAGACGUGGCCGUGCUCGUUAUAGACGGUGGUUCCACAGAUCCCGAGGCUACCGCUAUUGCUGCUGACUUGGUUCACAAUGCCAACGUCACAGUUAUUGCCAUAGGUGUUGCCGAUUAUAAUAUGACCGAGUUACAGUACAUAGCGUCAGAGCCGGUCAAUGAGACCGUUUUGGCCGUGGACUUGUUUAGUGAGCUGAAGGACAAGACGCGCCAAUUCAGAGACAUGAUCUGUCGCGCGACUGUUGAGGGCUGGGUUGACGAGGAAAUGGCAGAGCUGGUAUUGCCUACAGUCACUGAUUUCCUGUGUUCACUCACCCUGAUCUUCAACUGUCUACCUGUCUCACCAAUGUAA